Molecule: messenger RNA, 576 nt
Organism: Talaromyces marneffei
Lineage: Eukaryota; Fungi; Ascomycota; Eurotiomycetes; Eurotiales; Trichocomaceae
Exons: 1
Coding region: 1-576 (191 amino acids)
Source: RefSeq, a predicted model, not a curated record
AUGCCAGUACUACCCAGCAAAAUGGAGCAAAUUGGAGAGCAGCGCCCCCUGAGCCCGGAAAACUGGACCGUUGACGACAGGAUCCACGAUUCCAAAUUGACUCAAAAAAACAAUCUCUACAGCGAUAUGCUCUCACUCUGGCCCACGGCCGCUGCAGGAUACCAGGAACUUGCGCUUCAGCGAUUGAAGUUGCAGGAAGCGUCGACUCUUCGAUCCUAUCAUAAGUCGGAGAGCGAAUCGCGGAAAAGGGAUGCCACGAAAGAGUUGUUACGGGAGGAAGAAUUGUAUCGUAAAGAAUGUGAACAGCUAGGAGGUGAGGAUUCGCAGAAUUCGGGUUGGAUGAUGGUGACUGAGUUACGCAACGAAGCCGCAAGAAAUGCUGGUGCAGCUCAAGAACAAUUUGCAUAUGAGAAUGACAAUGACAGGGACAGCAACAGCGAGAGUGAAAUUGGAGUUGAAAGUGGUACUGAUAGUGAGAGUGAGAUUGAGAGUGAAAAUGGGAGCGAGAACGAGAACGAGAGCGACAGUAAUAGUGACAACUGGGAUUGGGUUCAUCGCUAUGAUUUCGAACGAUAG